Molecule: messenger RNA, 1167 nt
Organism: Pleuronectes platessa (European plaice)
Lineage: Eukaryota; Metazoa; Chordata; Actinopteri; Pleuronectiformes; Pleuronectidae
Exons: 4
Coding region: 71-619 (182 amino acids)
Biological process (GO): dolichol-linked oligosaccharide biosynthetic process
Molecular function (GO): hexosyltransferase activity
Source: RefSeq, a predicted model, not a curated record
CACAGCCGGACUGUAGCGUGAAGCGGAAGCGGUUGUCAGCUCACGAGGAUGAUGGAAGAUCUGUGACAAGAUGCUGCGACGUGUUUACAUAAAGUUUGAGGCGGACAGGUUUCAGCGAGCAGCCAUGAAGACCGUGUUUGUUACUGUCGGCACCACGAGCUUCGACGAGCUGAUAGAAAACAUCACGUCCUCAGAGAGCGUCCAGGCUUUAAAGGCUCGUGGAUAUGAGUGUUUGGUUCUUCAGGUUGGUAGAGGAUCUCUUCUUCCAGCUGCUGACAGCUGUCCCCACAUCAGACUGGAGGCUUUUCGUUUCAAAGACUCAAUAGCGGAGGACAUGAAGCGGGCUGACCUUGUCAUCAGCCACGCAGGGGCAGGAAGUUGUUUGGAGGCGCUCGGUGCAGGAAAACCUUUGCUUGUCGUCGUAAAUGACAAACUGAUGAACAACCACCAACUGGAGCUGGCCCAGCAGCUGCAUUUGGACUCCCACCUGUUGUACUGCACAUGCAGCACGCUGACAGAAACGCUGACGACCAUGGAUCUCUCUGUUCUUCAGCCCUUCUUACCCGGGCGGACACAAAACUUUGCAAACUUUCUAGACAAAGCUCUCGGUGUUCAGUGAAAUUUUAAAUUUUACAGCACCGUUUUUUUUUUUAUGAUUUUCUGAAUAUCAUGUCGUAGUUAAUUGUGACACUUAAUUUAAGUAUAUUUUCUAUUUCUGAAUGUAAUAAAUAAUAAUUUCUAAUUUAAAAUCAUGUAGUAUGUUGUGAAUUAGUUUCUUGUAUUAAACGUUUUUUACAUAAAGGAAAAGACAUUUACCUGCCUGAAGACUCAGUGAAAUAAUUUGGUUCAGAGACUUGAAUACAGCACGGAGAUGUUAGAGGCAGCAUUGGUUAAAAAACUGUCAAACUUAAUCUACAAGCGUCAGUUUUUUUUUGUUAGUGCACAUGGUUAACUGGUAACUUUUUUUUAAGUCAAGCUGUCAAGUCAAACAGCUGGUUUGUAAAUCUAGAAAUGGGAUAUUUAUCCUUAAUGUCAACCUCUAAUUUUAGACAAAACAACCUGUGGUAUCUGUUUUAUGAAGCUGGUUCCAGCUUUAGUCUUGGGGCAUUAAGUAAAGCAGUGUUGUUGUUACUGUACAUACUGUACAUGCAGCUCUGUAAACGUUUA